AUGGAUUUUCCGGAGAUGGAGUUGAAAGACGGCAAUACAAACGCUGCAAUUCGUUUCCUUUCUACUUAUCCGUUGUUGAACAAAACGAAGAAUCCUGGUGGAAAGGGUGCCCCGCAGUGUACUGUUCUUAUCAACGAAAUAGUCAGAUUUAUGACAGGAUGGGCUAUGGAAAAAGGAGUAGGUAAGGUUCACGGUUCACUCGCAUAUGCCUGCAAAGUCAGAGGGCAAACCCCCAAAGUGGCGAAGCAGGACAAUAAGAAGAAGCCAUGUGGACGCCCCCAAUGA
Molecule: messenger RNA, 285 nt
Organism: Sphenostylis stenocarpa
Lineage: Eukaryota; Viridiplantae; Streptophyta; Magnoliopsida; Fabales; Fabaceae
Source: the annotation of a GenBank genome assembly